CCCCGGGCGGCUCCGCGCCCGCUGCCCCCGCCACCCCGGGCCAGGCAGCCACCGCCACCCGGCAAGGAUGAAGCUCUGCGGGACUUUCCUCGAAAAUGAGUUUCGGGGUGAGCUGCUGAACCAGAGGUGGACCAGUGGAGAGAAGAUCAGCAGCUGCGAGGGAGCCGCCGGCCUGCACAGCACACGCAUCAAGAUGAGUUUAGAAAAUGAUGAUAAGAGAGCACGCACGCGAUCCAAGUCUGUCCGAGUGCCCACGGAGCUCAUCGGCCAGGAGGUGAGCUGUCCAACCCCAGGCUGUAAUGGCUCAGGACACAUCCGUGGGAAGUACGCGAGACACAGAAGUUUACAAAGCUGCCCUCUAGCCAAGAAGAGGAAACUUCAGGAUGCUGAGGCCGAACAUCUUGUGUCCAAGAGGAAAUCCCAUCCGCUCAAACUGGCCUUGGAUGAAGGCUACAACGUCGACAGCGACGGCAGCGAGGAGGCCGAGGCCAAGGAGGAGUCUGGCUCUGACGAGUCAGAGGGGAUGCUGGAGGAGGACGAGGCAGAGGCGAUGGAGCAGGAGGAGACCCACAGCCCCCAGGCAGCAGAAGAGAGAAGCCCAGCAAAAUCAACCCACUAUGGACAAAACACAGCAACGAGUACAUCUGGGCCCAGCAAGGCCAACUACAGCAGCUACCAAGAAAUAAUCGCCAACUCUCUCCUAAACUUAGGCCAAAUAGCAGAGGAAACCCUCGCCAUCGAAGGGCAGCUGCCUGAAACGGAGCUGCAGGGCUCCAAGCCAGCAUCCAACGUGGUGCAUUUGGUCCAUGAGGAUGCAGGAGAGGAGUUGGUGGAGGAGGAGUGCGACAAGGAGAUCAUCAUCCAGACGGAGGACGCGGAGGAGGUCAUCGAGGUCACCAGCGAGCGCAGCAGCGAGUUGUGUCCCGAGCCCCGGGACGACACCAACGGAGAGGAGUCCUGCAAACUGGAAAAGGCUGAAGCAGAAGAAGAGGAUGAGGAGGAUGAUGAUGAGGAGGAUGACGAGGAGGAGGAAGAGGAGGAAGAGGAUGAGGAGGAGGAGGAGGAAGAGGAAGACGAGGAGGAGGAAGAGGAGGAGGAGAUGGCUCCUGAAGUGAUCUGCGAGGAAGCUCCUCACACGUCUCAGGACCCCCAGAAAAGCCACUGUGAAGGGCAGUUCAGCCCCAAGCCCGAGUACUCGGUCAUCGUGGAGGUCCGGUCGGAUGACGACAAGGACGACGACGCCCGCUCCCAGAAAUCAGCCGUGACUGAUGAGUCGGAGAUGUACGACAUGAUGACACGGGGCAACCUGGGGCUGCUGGAACAAGCCAUUGCCCUGAAAGCCGAGCAGGUGAAAAUUGUGCGGGAGCCCAGCCGGCUGCCAGGAGAGCACGUGAAGCACUUCCAGGUGGAGGACAAACAGAACAAACCGCUGGACAGCAUCCGGAAGAGCUACUACGGCAAAGAUCCUUCAAGACCUGAGAAGCGAGAAAUCAAAUGUCCAACUCCUGGCUGCGAUGGGACUGGACACGUCACGGGACUUUACCCCCACCAUCGCAGCCUCUCCGGCUGCCCGCACAAAGACAGGAUCCCCCCCGAGAUCCUGGCGAUGCACGAGAACGUGUUGAAAUGCCCCACGCCCGGGUGCACAGGACAGGGUCACGUCAACAGCAACCGCAACACGCACAGGAGUUUAUCUGGGUGCCCCAUUGCUGCUGCAGAGAAAUUAGCCAAAUCACAUGAAAAGCAACAAACCCAGUCUGGUGAUCCUGCGAAGACCAGCUCCAAUUCUGACCGGAUACUCAGGCCUAUGUGCUUUGUGAAGCAACUGGAGAUCCCUCAGUAUGGAAGCUACAGGCCCAACAUGGUCCCAGCAACCCCUCGGGCCAACUUGGCCAAGGAGCUGGAGAAGUACUCCAAGGUCACCUUCGAUUAUGCAAGUUUUGAUGCUCAGGUUUUUGGCAAACGCAUGCUUGCCCCAAAGAUUCAGACUAGCGAAACCUCACCUAAAGCCUUUAAAUCCAAACCUUUUCCAAAGGCCUCUUCCCCCAGCCACAGCCCCUCCAGCAGUUACGUGAAGAGCACUUCAUCUUCCUCCACAGGCUUCGACUACUCCCACGACGCUGAGGCUGCGCACAUGGCGGCCACCGCCAUCCUCAACCUCUCCACCCGCUGCUGGGAGAUGCCCGAGAAUCUCAGCACCAAGCAGCAAGAGGCCCCUGGCAAGUCCAUGGACAUUGAGGUGGAUGAAAAUGGGACUCUGGACUUGAGUAUGAACAAACACCGCAAGCGGGAGAGCACCUUCCCCAGCAGCAGCAGCUGCAGCAGUAGUCCCAGCAUGAAGUCCCCAGAUGUGUCCCAGCGCCAAAACAGCACCAGUGCCACGAGCAGCACCAUGACCUCCCCCCAGUCCAGCCAGACCUCCCGCCAGGACGAAUGGGAUGGGCCCAUUGACUACACCAAACCAAACCGCCAGCGGGAGGAGGAGCCAGAGGAGUCAGAGCCUGCUGCUCACUCUUUUGCCUCCUCGGAAGCUGAUGAGCAGGAAGUGUCAGAGGAGAAUUUUGAAGAGAGAAAAUAUCCAGGUGAAGUUACUUUAACCAACUUCAAGCUGAAAUUCCUCUCCAAGGACAUCAAGAAAGAGCUGCUCACUUGCCCAACCCCAGGCUGUGAUGGCAGUGGACACAUAACGGGGAACUAUGCCUCUCACCGCAGCCUUUCUGGUUGUCCUCUUGCUGACAAGAGCCUCAGAAACCUCAUGGCUGCCCACUCUGCUGACCUCAAGUGCCCUACUCCUGGUUGUGAUGGCUCUGGUCACAUAACAGGAAAUUAUGCAUCACACAGAAGUCUGUCAGGCUGCCCUCGUGCCAAGAAAAGUGGGAUCAAGAUCACCCCGACAAAGGAUGAUAAAGAAGACCCAGAGCUGAUGAAGUGUCCCGUUCCGGGCUGUGUUGGGCUGGGACACAUCAGUGGCAAGUACGCGUCUCACCGGAGCGCCUCGGGGUGCCCGCUGGCAGCCCGCAGGCAGAAGGAAGGAUCCCUCAACGGCUCCUCCUUCUCCUGGAAGUCCUUGAAGAACGAAGGCCCAACCUGCCCCACCCCAGGCUGUGACGGUUCUGGCCAUGCCAACGGGAGCUUCCUCACUCACAGAAGUUUGUCAGGGUGUCCAAGAGCUACUUUUGCUGGGAAGAAAGGAAAACUCUCAGGGGAUGAAAUUCUCAACACAAAGUUCAAGACCAGCGAUGUUCUGGAGAACGAUGAGGAGAUCAAGCAGCUGAACAAGGAGAUCAGUGAGCUGAACGAGUCCAACUCGGAGAUGGAAGCGGCCAUGGUGAAACUCCAGUCCCAGAUCUCCACCAUGGAGAAGAACCUGAAGAACAUUGAGGAGGAAAACAAAAUCAUAGAGGAGCAAAACGAGGCCCUGUUCCUGGAGCUCUCAGGGUUGAGCCAGGCUCUCAUCCAAAGUCUUGCCAACAUCCGCCUUCCGCACAUGGAUCCAAUUAGUGAGCAGAACUUUGAUGCCUAUGUGAACACGCUGACAGACAUGUACACCAACCAGGAGUGCUACCAGAACCCGGAGAACAAGGACCUGCUGGAGAGCAUCAAGCAAGCUGUCAAGGGCAUCCAGGUGUAGCGCCACAGGAUGGAGAGCAGCAAGCAAACAGACUGUAAGAUGGAACUUCCCCUCCAAGUAUUCAGGUUUACAAGUUGGAAAACUUGUUUAAUGAAUGAAAAAAAAA
Molecule: messenger RNA, 3737 nt
Organism: Passer montanus (Eurasian tree sparrow)
Lineage: Eukaryota; Metazoa; Chordata; Aves; Passeriformes; Passeridae
Gene: MYT1
Product: myelin transcription factor 1
Exons: 23
Coding region: 68-3631 (1187 amino acids)
Biological process (GO): regulation of transcription by RNA polymerase II
Cellular component (GO): nucleus
Molecular function (GO): RNA polymerase II cis-regulatory region sequence-specific DNA binding; DNA-binding transcription factor activity, RNA polymerase II-specific; zinc ion binding
Source: RefSeq, a predicted model, not a curated record